Molecule: messenger RNA, 1598 nt
Organism: Fusarium odoratissimum NRRL 54006
Lineage: Eukaryota; Fungi; Ascomycota; Sordariomycetes; Hypocreales; Nectriaceae
Exons: 1
Coding region: 198-803 (201 amino acids)
Biological process (GO): vacuolar proton-transporting V-type ATPase complex assembly
Cellular component (GO): extrinsic component of endoplasmic reticulum membrane; Vma12-Vma22 assembly complex
Source: RefSeq, a predicted model, not a curated record
CGCACAGUCAGGCUCAUGCUUUGAUCAAUCUCCUGUCAACUACAACUCAUUCGCUCGAUGAUAUAUUUACAUCGAAACUUGUGAUUCAUUUUCUGUAACAAAUUAUAAUCAGAUCAUCGUCGUUGUUCCGCUUAUAUUGCCUCCGAAUUCCUCUGGAUUUCCCAGAAACAAGCACUUUUUAUAUAUCACCACACAUCAUGGAGGAGCAGCAACACAUUGAUGAGCUCCUUAAACGCUAUCUCAACCUGCUAGACGAAUACAGUCAACUCCGCCAGAGUCUAUCUCAGAUUCAAUCUGAUGUCUUUCACAAUAUCGCCCGCGCUAAUUUCGCUGGCGAGAGAGGCAUGAGGUACGGUCAGGAUCACUACGAUGAAAGAAUGCAAGCAACACGCCUUCUUGCCAUUGAGCAGAAUGCAAGCCAGAGCCCUAGCUUCUCAUUCUUUCCUGCUCCCGACGAAGACAAUGUAGCAGAUAAGGAAGAAGCCUCCUCAGCCGAGAAGCCUGACAAUGCAUCAACACCAGAGGCGAAAGAGGCCAGCCCUACAGAAAAGAAGCGACAACAGAACAGGAACCCCUUGCAAUGGUUUGGGUUAUUCGCGCCUAUGCCUCUCCGCACGGCACAGACACAUUCCGUGAAAGCAGUAGAGGAUAUUAUCCCAAGGCUUGUUUCUGUCAACGCUGAAAUGCUACACGUGGAAAUUGAGGUGCGACGAGCGAGGAAACGACGUGCUAAAGCGGAGGCAGCUGAAAAGAAGACAAGCCAAACUGCCGCAGCCACGCAACCACAGAGCACAGCAGUUUGAAUGCCUUCAUAUUGAUACUAUGUCUAUCAUAUAUGGCCAUGCUCAGAUACAUCAGUUAUUCCCAGUGUCCCCACAGGUUGUUCAGACUCUCGGCCAGAGUCGGAUGAGCAUAGACAGCUGCUUCCAAAUCCCACCACUUCAAAUUACCCAUCAUAGCGGUUUGCACAAUCGACAUGAUUUCACCACCUUCCAAUCCCAAACAUGUGAAUCCCAAGAUGUCACCGGUUUUUGCAUCCACAGUCGCCUUCAUCAUACCGCGUGGCUCUGCUGUUUCCAGCGCCCUUGCAACAUAACUCAUAGGCAUCGUGGCAGUCUUCACUUCCCUUGAACUGUUGGCGAGGUCUCUAGCGUGGAGCCCAACAUGGCCAAGCUGUGGAUCGGUGUACAUGACAUAAGGAGUCAGAACUCGUGAAAUCGACGCCUUUGUCGUAGGCAUAGCUGGAGUUGUGGAUGACAUAGCUUCUGGAAUGAGGUUGGUGCGGAUAAUGCGAGAAUCAUCGUAGGACAUGUGUGUAAAAGCAGCACCUCCGUGGCAGUCUCCUAUGGCGUAGAUAUCUGAAGCCGUGGUCUGGAGUUUAUCGUCGACAAUAAUGUGACCUCUAGGAGUCGUCUUGAUGCCAACUUCGGAGAGGUUCAGGCUAUCUGUAUUGGGCACUCGGCCUGUUGCCAGCAGGAGAUGUGUUCCGGAAACUUCUGUCUCCCCUCCUGGAGUCUUGACGCUCACUGCGAAAGGUGUCUUUGUGUCCUUCGAAGCUGAGAUCGAGUUCACUGUGCUCGAAAGAUGAACAGUGAUGC